Pygocentrus nattereri (red-bellied piranha) is the source of this 4603-nucleotide messenger RNA. It is a transcript of the gene lonrf2, whose product is annotated as LON peptidase N-terminal domain and ring finger 2. Gene Ontology annotation, molecular function: protein binding. NCBI's taxonomy places the organism in Eukaryota, Metazoa, Chordata, Actinopteri, Characiformes, Serrasalmidae. The record is from RefSeq and is a predicted model, not a curated record. The transcript has 12 exons. Bases 908 to 3187 code for a protein of 759 amino acids.
GGGCUGUAGCUCGCUGUGUUGUUCUUCUCGAAAAGGAGGACGGUCGUGUUUGAGUUCCGUCCCUUCGAAUUUACAAAAAUACGCGAAGCUUGGUUUUUCCGUAUGAGUCCGCUGUUCAGUGUCGGUACCCGCGCCGUUUAGAAUGGGAAGCCGGCGGCAUCGAAAACGGCCGAAGAGGAGAAACGAACGACAGCGAGGACAAAACUCGGCGCAGGUCCUGAGAAGAGGAAGGGAGUUCGCCGGAUUAGGCAAAGUGCAGUUUGCCGGAGAGCUCGGCUCUUACAUAAAACACUGAGAGGACGGUCUCCAAACUCGCCCGGAGCACUUUUCACACAGCGAGAGAGCCCGAGUUCGCACGGAGACCGAGCCGAAGUUUAUAACCGUUUAAACAGGUCGUCUGUCGCCUCGUGUGGAAUCCGUCCGUGUGUAUGCAUAACAAACGGUGACCGUUAACGUUAGCUUAGCGGAGAGAGAGAGAGAGAGCUUUCGCCUGUUUAUUCAAAACGUGAACCGAGCGGUUCAGAACCUCUUGUCGUCUGUUUCGAUGGGUUUUUCAUUCCAGUCAUACUUUUAACCGCUCUUAUUUUUUCCUUUAAGUCGCCUAGAUGUGGUACACUGGAGCGGUCGGGGCCUACGACUCCGGGGACACGUUCAGCCCGCUGGUGGACGGUCAGAGAUCUGCCCACACGUACGGGCUCGUGGCUCCGCCGUGUGUCUAGUAAAGAUGUUGGAUUUAUCACUAAGGUCCGUUUAAAUUCGGCUCCGAUGGGUCAACCGCAGCUGCGAGGUUAGGUUAGCGCUGGGCUUAGGGAGCCUGCCUGUUUCCGCAGCUUCCCAAACCAAAGACCUAGAAACUUUUUAGACUUUUUUCAAUUUGUUAGGACUUAAAUCUAAUUUGGGCACAAACAUGGAUGCCGGCCUCCAGCAGAGCCAUGCAGAGCAUUUCGUUCAGCAGCAAGAGCUGUCCGCUCCGGGCAUUUGCCCUGAAAUGCUGGAAGUGGCCGAAGAGGCUUGCCGGGCGGGCGAUUUUGACCUGGCCGUGGAGAUCUACUCGUCGCAGCUGGCCGAGCUCCGGCAGCCUGACCGAGGCUUGUGCCUUCGGAAGGCGGAAGCUCUAACCAGAAGUGGCCGCAUCUCCGAGGCGCUCGACUCGUACCGAGCCGCGGCGCAAGUUCGCCGACUACGGCCCGACGAGCUCCGUCUGCUGGUAGAGAGCAUCGCCAGGGCCGUCCGCGUCAAGGAGCUCGGCGAAGCCUGGAAGCCGAGCGGCAGCGCCGAUGACUCGGACGAAGAGGAGCAGCAACAGCCGCUAGACCUCUUCUCCUGCCGGCUCUGUAGGUGCUUACUAACCGACCCCACGACCUUGGAGUGCGGCCACACGUUCUGCAAGCGCUGUUUGGAAGACCCCGCGGUGAAGGACUGCAAGAGCUGCCGCUCUAAAACGACAAAAAUGAACGCCAACAGCCUCAGGGCUAAUGUGGUUCUUAGCAGCUUGUUAGAAAAGUGGUUCGGAUCCGAGAGCAAGUCGAGGAGGUGCUGGAUCGAAGGGGAAAGACUUUGGAAAAAACAAGAGCUGUCCAGCGCCCUAGAAAAGUACAACAAGGCGGUGGAACUGGCACCCUCUAUGUAUAAGCUGCUAGCACAGAGAGCUGAGCUGCAUAUGGACAUGAAGAACUUCAGCCAUGCGAUCCAGGAUGGGGACAGCAUGUGCCGUCUCUGGCCAAUCUCGGCAAAGGCCCACCACAUUAAGGCCAAGGCCUUUUGCCGUGCUGGUCGUAAGGAAGAGGCUUUGCAAGAGUACUUCUUUUGUGUAGCACUAAAACCAGAUUGGACGUCUGUCAAAAUGGAAGCACAGAAGGUCUUAUGUGAGAUGUUUUCUUCUGUUUUUGAGGAUGACAGUCUGGACACACCUUUACAUCCUCUUCAGGCCACAGGCCCUGUACCUCGCAUCAAACCUUUAUCUCUUCUUAGCUCACUUCACUCUUCUCUGCCAAGAGAUGGAGCAAGAGCUGGCUGCUCAAAGGACCUUGCACUCAGUAGCAGUAAAGCAUGUGACGGCGGGGGUUCCUCAUCCUUAAACCAGCCUGAGCACAGCUUGGAUGACUCCAAGAGCCUGGCAGCUGUCCUCUCCUCACUGCCGGUACCUGCAGGUCUUAAGAGGAAGAGUCCUGGUGAUGCCAAUGCCUUUGGGCCCCCUAGCAAAGUUCUCAAACAAGAUCCAGCUUGUUCAUCUCAUACGCCUCCUGCUUUAAAUGGCUCAAGGGAGGUACCAACGCAGCUGUUGGACAGUUCAGACAUGGAGUGUUCUUUGUGUAUGAGGUUGUUUUAUGAGCCUGUCACCACCCCCUGUGGGCACACCUUCUGUCUCAAGUGUCUGGAGCGCUGCCUGGACCACAACCCCAACUGCCCAUUGUGCAAGGAGAACCUUUCUGAAUAUCUGUCCACUAGAGGGUACAAUAAGACUUUUCUAAUGGAGGAGUUGCUUCAGCGCUAUUUGAGUGAGGAGUUGGAAGAGCGACGGAAAAUAUAUGAAGAAGAAAUGAAGGAACUGUCAAACUUGAAUGUGGAAGUGCCUAUCUUUGUCUGCACAAUGGCAUUUCCCACAAUCCCCUGCCCGCUACAUGUCUUUGAGCCUCGCUAUAGGCUGAUGAUUCGCAGGGCUAUGGAAACAGGAACUAAACAGUUUGGCAUGUGCAUUUCUGAUGAACUGAAAGGAUUUGCUGACUAUGGCUGCAUGCUGGAGGUGAGGGAUGUAAAGUUCUUCCCAGAUGGCCGCUCUGUGGUGGACACCAUCGGCGUGGCUCGCUUCAAAGUGCUCACUCAUGGCCAGAGAGACGGCUACAACACUGCAAAGAUUGAAUAUUUGGAGGACAAGAAGGUUGAAGGGGAGGAGCUGACAGAGCUGUUAAAGCUGCAUGACUCUGUGUAUGAUCAGGCCACAGCCUGGUUCACCUCUCUCAAAGACAACAUGAAGAACCAGAUCCUCAGCCACUUUGGCCAUCUGCCUGCCAAAGACCCUGACCUACAGGGAAACCCCAGUGGGUCUGCUUGGUGUUGGUGGCUGUUGGCCGUGUUGCCGCUCGAAAGUAGAGCUCAGCUUACUAUCCUGGCUAUGACCUCGUUGAAAGAGCGGCUCGUUGCCAUCCGCCGGGUCCUCAUCUUCGUCACCCGCAAGCGCCCUCGAUGACCACAGCCUUCCUCAUAGCCACUGCCACAAUCACAGUCAUCAUCAUCAUCAUUAUUGUGUUGCCCAGCAGCACAAGCAACAGGUAGCAGGCCACUGAAGCGGCUUCUGUCGACUGUGGCUGUCCCAUGCUCAGCCAUUUGUCUUUCACAGUAGGAGUCUCAUCAGUCGCCUAGUUUUGGAAGUGAGUUUCACAACAGUGUGCUGCUCCAGAAGUAAAGACUCUCCAGUAUGUGCUCUGCCACUGCAAAAAGGCAAGAGCGACUACAGUAGCUUCAGACAUUUAGUCUGCUGAGCCAGGCACUACAACAGCUGAAACGAACACUGUACAGAUUUCACCUCUGCUUUUGUGCCUCUUUUGGUGUGUACGGCUGAACAAACGCUUCUCAUGGGCCUUUAGACAACUUUACUGGCUUAACAUCUUGUGUUUUUAAAAUCUGCGUGCUUCAAACAUUUUUGUACCACCCUGAAAAAAAGAGCACAUUUUGCACCUUUCAGGUCUGAAAUCAUGUAACACAUUGUUAGAAAACAGUUUUGUGUAAUCCAUUAGUAAAAAUGUAGUUAUCCAUGUCACAGUGCAGUUUAAUCGAGAUUGAAUUGGCAUAAUAAGAAACACAAAUCAUUGGCUUGUUGGUGAGCACGUGACACAUAUAGUGCGAGAUGUUUUGGGAAAGAUUUGCCUUCCAUUUUUGUAUUGAAAUAUCUUAUUAAAGCCUGGUACGAUGUCAUUUUGGUAAAAUGGAAAUUCUAUAUUCUAUGAAAAGGAAAACAAAAAAAUGGCGUAACUUCACACUUUAUUUACACUGAUUUAAAGUUUUACAUUGCUUUCAUUUAUUUAUGCAAUAUUAGUGGCUGAUAUUGAAAUUAUACUAGUCUUAUAUGGGAAUAAACUAGACUGUAAAACUGCAAUUUGAAUGUGUAAAUUUAGGGAAUAGGCUUAUUGACAUGACUUCUGCGGUCAUUUCUUAUCAUGUACCAUCUCUGGAAGACUUAGACAGUUGUUAUGCAUGUAUUGGUGUGAUGUAGGUGGCCAAAAAAAGCUGACAAGACCCACUUUACCAUCGUCUGACAAAUAAAAUGAUGUAUAAAGAUAUACUAUAUGUUGGAAUUGUUCUAGUCACUAAUUCCCCUGUGUAUUGUAUGGUGUAGUAUAUGUGUAUGGUGCACCUUUUUAUGGAUGGUUUGCCUGUUUGUCCAUGUUGAUUCAUCCAUGUACAGACAAAUCGGAGGCCUUUAACUCAUGUUCUUUGUUUUUCAGCCGCGGUAGUGUUUCUUUUUUUUCUGUGCUGUGCAAAACUCCCUUUGCAUAUGUCUUUUUCAUGCACCAUGUCCUGUUGGUAACUACACAGAUGCUGCAUUUUUCCAUGUAAAUUUGUACAUUUAAGAUGAAAAUAAACUUAUUUUAUAUUUUAAAUCGAA